CGGGCGGUGGGCAAAGCUACAGCCACGUGCAAGGCACGCCGCGUAGGGGUUCUUCUUCCUCGGCUCCUCGCGCCGCACUACGCCGCAUCGCGUCCUCGCUUGGUAGAUAUAGGGAAGGGAUUCGGCGGGUGGUGGUGGCGGCGGCGGCGAGUGCGAACCAGUGGAGGAGGCACAAGACCCUCACGGGUUUUCUAGUAGUAGAUACUAGAUAGUGAUAACCGAUUUUCUCCUCUAGAAUCCCACUCCCACUCGCGCACAAUUACGCACUCAAAGCCCGGCCUCCCCCACCACUAGUCCACCACCGGGAAACUUUCCCCCGAUCUGUCUUCUCGCCGUUCCGUCGGCAUGCACGACAUUGGCCUCUCCGCCCGCGCGGCCGGCGCGACGUCUUGCUCCUCCGCCGCCGCCGCCGCCGGGGACGGCGGCGACGAGUCCAAGACCCGGAAGGCGCACCCUAGCUUCGUCGUCUCCGCCUACACCCGCCUGCACUCCUCCCACCGCACCGUCGCCUCCCUGCUGCUCUUUCUCACCGUCGCCGUCGCUGCCUUCCUUGCGGGCCGCGCCCGCCCUAGCGUCGACUGCGCGCCGCCGCGCCUCGAUGCGCGCUUCCUCGCCCUCCCCGACGCCGCCGCCGCCUCCGACUUUGGCUCCCUCGGCGUCCCCUGGUGCAGAUCAAAAACAGGGAAGACUGUGGAAUGGACGUCUAAAGACCUACUUAAUGGAUUGGAAGAAUUUGUACCAAUAUAUGAGACGCGCCCCAUUAAGAAUAACGUAUAUGGAAUGGGCUUUGACCACAGUUUUGGGCUUUGGUUUAUGGCUCGCUGGAUUAAACCGGAUUUGAUGAUUGAGAGUGGUGCUUUCAAGGGGCACUCUACUUGGGUUUUGCGGAAGGCCAUGCCAAAUACUAGGAUUAUAUCACUCUCUCCUAGGCACCCUGAGAAAUAUCUUAAGAAAGGACCUGCAUAUGUUGAUGGAAACUGCACUUACCUCGCUGGGAAGGAUUUUGUUGAUUUUGGAAGCAUUGAUUGGGGAAAGCUAUUGAGAAAUCAUGGCAUUUCUGAUCCUGAUAAGGUGCUUGUUUUCUUUGAUGACCACCAAAGCGAGUUGAAAAGGUUAAAGCAAGCACUAAAGGCUGGAUUCAGGCAUCUCAUAUUUGAGGACAACUAUGAUACUGGUACAGGUGACCAUUAUUCCUUGAGGCAGAUCUGUGAUCAAUCAUACAUCAGAGGUGGUGGACAUAGCUGCUUUUGGGAGAGUGAUGAGGCAAGACUAAGAUUCGAACGGAAGAAGUUCUGGGAGAAGGCUGUGGGGAUAGCUGAUCUAUGCGGAAAGGAUGAUGCAUGGUGGGGUGUUAAAGGUUACAUGAGGGACAAUUUCAACCAUAGCAAUAUGGCCAUCUCGUACAAAGAGCAUUUUCAGAACAGCAGGCUCGUGGAAUCUGUGUUGGAUAUGUAUUGGGAGCUUCCUCCUGUUGCCGGCCCAUCCUUAACACACCAAACAAGGUAUGACCCAGCACGUACAGUUGACCCAAUCAUCGAAGAUGGUCGCUACGGCUUGUUCCGAAAGACCGGUCUAGCGAGGUUGGAUGCCUCGGUGUUCAAUGGUUACACUCAGAUGGCAUAUGUGCAGAUAUCAGGUUCAAUGUUGAGCACGGACGAUGUUUAAAGAUUUUUUGUGGGUGAGCUUGUUUCGUUUUUGGCCAACUGUUGAUAGGCUUUUUGUACAACACUGAUGCGCUUCUAUGCUUACUUAGUUUCUUUU
Molecule: messenger RNA, 1761 nt
Organism: Zea mays
Lineage: Eukaryota; Viridiplantae; Streptophyta; Magnoliopsida; Poales; Poaceae
Exons: 4
Coding region: 346-1665 (439 amino acids)
Cellular component (GO): endomembrane system
Source: RefSeq, marked predicted